Coniosporium apollinis CBS 100218 is the source of this 1143-nucleotide messenger RNA. RefSeq lists its product as uncharacterized. The record is from RefSeq and is a predicted model, not a curated record. Lineage: Eukaryota; Fungi; Ascomycota; Dothideomycetes. The coding region runs from base 1 to 1143 and encodes 380 amino acids. The transcript is spliced from 2 exons.
AUGACGUCCUCUUUCAAGUCCUUCCUCAAUCGCCUGACACCCAAUCAAUCCAGUGCAAACCUUAGCACCAUCACAGCCGGCUUCGCAAAAGCAGAGAAACCCACGGAGCUGUUCCCAAAGACAGAUCCAACGGUUGACGGCGAGGAAUGCCUGCAUGACUGCGCAACAUGCACGAUCAGCUACCCCUCCAAAUGGAGUAUAGACGAGGAGGAGGAGGUUUACGGUCAUAUCAAAGGCUGGCAGACCCAUCUGCUCGUAGCAACUGGCGAGACAGAUUGGGUACGCGACGUAGCUGAUGAGGAAGGCAGCAUAAUGGAGGCUAUCGAGAGAGGUCCAACAAAACCGACGAGCGGCAGACUUAUGCUAUCCGCGUCCAACAUGCCUUUGCCCAGCACUCUGCACCACGACCCGAGCCUCGCAGGCACAAGCUCUGUCCUGCUUCUUCCCGCCUUUACUAUCAUCGAGAACGUUACACCGGCAAACGUUCCCAAUCUCAUUACCACCUUCGUCGACACAGCACCUACAAACACCACCCCGCUCGUCCACCCGCCCCCGCUCUCCCCAGACCUCCCGCGUAGCGCUAGCCCCUCUCCUAUGGCCACACCUCCGCCCACAGAGAUCGAAAUGUCUGAGCCGCCGCUGACGGCGCGCCCCUGCCCACACGACUACCUCAUUCUGCUCUGCAGCCAGAAAACCCGCGACGCGCGCUGCGGGCAGUCCGCGCCGCUCCUGCGCCGCGAGCUUGAGCGCCAUCUACGACCGCUGGGACUGUAUCGCGACCUACACGACGAGCGGCCAGGAGGUGUGGGAAUCUACUUCAUCAGCCACGUCGGGGGUCAUAAGUUUGCUGCGAAUGUGAUGGUGUAUCGGAGGGCCAAGGCAGGAAAAGCAGCUAGCCGUAACGGCUUCAGUGGAAGAGGGCUAGAGGUUGAGAAUGGUGACAAGAGGAGUGGUAGCAGGAGGGAUGGGAAGGAGGUGGAAGAGAGGGAUAUGGAGGCGGCGCAAUGUAUCUGGCUCGCGAGGGUCAGGCCGGAGGAUUGUGAGAACAUUGUGCGGUAUACAGUACUGCAGGGGAAGGUGGUAAAGCCGGAGCGGCAGCUGAGAGGCGGGUUUGACAGGGGAAGAGGGUUGGUGAGCUGGUAG